CGGGGGCCGGGGCAGAGCAGCUGGGGUAUUUAAGGGAGGGUGUGGCGUCUGAUGUCUCAAACUUGUGAGAAGAGAAAACUAAGGACGUUGUGUCUUCACCAGAACCCGGACUGAGACGACGCAGGAUAAGAGACCGGAACAACGUGGGACACUGACAUGAUGUCACAGCACGCCGCCUUCACCAGUCUGUUCGCCGACGACCCCUUCUUCAGCCAGGACCGGCUGCUGUGGCCCCUCAAUCUCGGGCCCCUGUCCUCCCUGCAGCAGGAUUUCUUCAACCGCAGGUCCAAACUGGCCGACAGCCUCCUGAGAGAGCUCCACGACGAGCAGCCCCUCCUCACCCUCCGCCCGCUGCCCCUGCUCUCCUCCACCCUGACGGGACUAACGGCUGGUGAAGAGCAGCAGAGGGAAACCCCCGGCACGGAGCUGCAGAAGCCCACCCAGCAGACCACCGAGAACAACGGCGACCUCCUGGUGACGCUGGACGCUCGCGGUUAUGCCCCCAGCGACAUCACCGUCAAAGUGGAGGGUCGCAGCCUGGCCGUGGUGGUGAUGAAGCAGGCGGCCGCGGAGGAGAGUGAGACCUGCUCCUCCUCCUCCACCCGCGCCGCCUUCUGCUCCUCUGCCUCGUCUAAGACGGGCUUCGUCCAGAAGAUCGACCUCCCCCCUCACCUGGAUCUUUCCGGCCUCAGCUGUAAACUGAUGGAUGACGGACAGCUGCGGAUCCACGCCCCCGUGGCCAAGCCGGCGAUCAAGGGGGAGGAGCAGGAGGCACCGGUGAGGUUCAGGUCAUCACUGGAGUUUCCCAUCAAGAAAGAGAAGACGGAGGAGCACACAGACUGAACACACACACAGACCCCCCCACAGCCACACACUCACUGUGUGAAUGAAAACACAGACCUCCACUGAAAGACUGUCGACGAGUGACGUUUACAUUUACUUAAGAAAGUCAGUAUGUUUUUGUAAUUAGCUUUGAUUUGUAUAAAAUUGUGAAAGUAAAUAAAGAAUGUUCCAUUUUCAGAAACAAGUGCU
Messenger RNA from Cynoglossus semilaevis (tongue sole), 1032 nucleotides. RefSeq names its product heat shock protein, alpha-crystallin-related, 9 (gene hspb9). Gene Ontology annotation, cellular component: nucleus; cytoplasm. Gene Ontology annotation, biological process: response to heat; protein refolding. The transcript has 2 exons. NCBI's taxonomy places the organism in Eukaryota, Metazoa, Chordata, Actinopteri, Pleuronectiformes, Cynoglossidae. The record is from RefSeq and is a predicted model, not a curated record. Bases 157 to 843 code for a protein of 228 amino acids.